GUGGGUCAAACAAGAGGACGAGAGGAGUAAAAGCUCUCAUCUCGGGGACUCGGGACCUAAACUGGAUCUGGGCUUCAAAGAGGGUCAGACCAUCACGCUGAACAUCGGGCAAGGUAGAAAGAGGGAUAAACCCCGCCCACAAGGCUCAGGGGGCUUUGGACUCCUCCCACCACCGCCUGGAGGCAAGAUAGCCCCUCCCCCUUUGUCAGGCUCAUCCAAUCACAACACAGUUCCCCAAACAGGAGGAAUGGCAACCGGCUGCCUGUUGGAGCUGGACAGCAGUAACUCCAACACCGUGGUUCAGUCCAACGCCUGCUCGGAUCUUUGGGGAGAAUUCUCUGCACCCGCCAGUUCUGUUCCACCACAAUCGAGACCACAGGAUGGGGGAAACUGGAUGCAGUUUUGAUUGGUCGGCGGCGGCUGUGACAUCGUGUUUGACUUCCAUCUCAUACUGCUUCCUGUGUCUGUAGCUUCCUGUGCUUCACACCCAGAUUCACUCCUAACCAAUCCCAUCGCAGAGCUGUAGAGACGCCUCAUCACGUCGUGACUUCAUCCCGAGAGAAGGAGCCACUUCCUGUUCUGUUUAAGGGCUAAUGUGUGACUUCCUGUUCUGUGUGUCUGCACUGAGCUUCAGCUCUGAUCUGCUCUCUGUUUGUUAAUGCAGCAGCAGCUCCCUCUGCAGGCGCUGUGGGGUACUACAGCACAGGAACAAAAACCUGAUGUUGUGAAAUGUAAGACGCACAUCAAAGAAGAACAUCCUUAUAUUUAAUUUAUCCUUGAAUUGGCACUUACACAGACUUACUCUUUCUUUAUUGGCUCGCCUGUUUGACCUUAGAGAACACUUUCUGACACAUCGCUCACCUGAUGGUUUGAACAGCCGCACUCUGUGAAUGGUGGAGCAGCGCAGCCUCGUCCAUACGUCUUAAAAAUAUGUUUCUCUGCAAACUGCUACAAAUACAAAUAAGUGCAAAGAUAAUGUGCUUAAAAAUGUGAAUUCAAAACAGCAACAGCCACAGAUGUGCAUGGACUAAACAUAAAUAUAUCCACUCCUGAUGAUGUCUAGAUAACAUCUGGAGGACUGCUGCUGAUCUGUGGGGGGGGGUGUCUCCUGAGGUAAGACUUGAUGUAAAAAGAACGAUGUGGAAGCAGCAGAGUCCUCCAUAUGACUCUAUGAUGAGAAUGUGUCUUUGUAUCAAUGCUAGGUGUAGUUGAAGAGAAUCUCAAAGUGAAGUAAAGAGAGGAGAAGAACAUCCUGGAGAACAGGAAACAUGCAGCAGCAGGUUGAUUAGAGCACGGAGAUGGUAGAGGUGGCGUGCAGACAGUCUAUGGUCGUGCAGCGAUCACAGGGAAUAAAGGUCACCACCCCCUCCCACUGGCUCCUCCCACUGGCCCCUCCCACUGGCUCCAGGUGAAUUCUCCUGAUUAUAUCCUGCUGUGUUCUCACAUCAGCUCACUCUGACUUUCUGCAGAAUAAACACGAGGAGGCUGGAGGAGAAACUC
Messenger RNA from Labrus bergylta (ballan wrasse), 1500 nucleotides. The record is from RefSeq and is a predicted model, not a curated record. NCBI's taxonomy places the organism in Eukaryota, Metazoa, Chordata, Actinopteri, Labriformes, Labridae.